ACCUUGAGAGAAAUGAGGAAAGAUCGCUGUAAAUUUCAUCUCCGCGCCAUUAAAGCUUCUUGACAGAUUAAAGUUUUCUUUGUCAAACAAAGGCUAUUUGUCUUUUUUAUAUUGAUUAUUAAUAUUUUAAAUUGUUAACGAGAUUGAUUUGGUCAUAGCUUUGUAUUGUGUCUCUUCUGCAAUCUUCGGACUUCAUUUCUCCUUGUUAUUAACAUCUUAUCCCUGCCGGACGGGCACAAGAUGGAGGAGGAGGCGGGCUCGAGUUUCAAGCUUUUCGGGACGGUGAUUCAGAUGGUGGACGGGCAAGGCAAGGAGGAGGUGGAGGUGCCAGGGCGGAUGGCGGUUGAGGAAGAGAGGACUGCGGCGGUAGCGUCGCUGCCGUGCCCGAGGGCCUGCCACCGCUACUGGACCGCCGGCGGCACCCUCCGCAACGUUCUCGUCUGCGCCGGACGACGUAGGGGUUGCCCUGGGCCCCGGGGAAGAGCCGCAGGAGGCAGAGGCGUUCUGGACCACACGUCGCCUGCCGGGUGCUUGGACAGGGCGGCGGAGGAGCGCUGGGCGUGAGGCCGCAUCCGCCAGCGAGGGUUGAUCGACGGGACGACGGGGAGACAGCGUUGACUUUGGAAGCUUCCUGUUGGGUACUCUCAAUUGCGAUAACAUCAAUAUCUGUCCGUGCUAAACACCUAAGACCGUCAUGUCAUAACUGGGCCCGUAUUCACCGUGAUUUACUCCCUCUCAUACUUGUGGGGCCGGGGUGAGGGGGCCGCUGAUAUGUACAAUCGAGUUGAAUAAUUAGAAUU
Messenger RNA from Zingiber officinale, 800 nucleotides. RefSeq lists its product as uncharacterized. Bases 241 to 564 code for a protein of 107 amino acids. The transcript has 2 exons. Gene Ontology annotation, molecular function: DNA binding. Gene Ontology annotation, biological process: regulation of DNA-templated transcription. The record is from RefSeq and is a predicted model, not a curated record. Lineage: Eukaryota; Viridiplantae; Streptophyta; Magnoliopsida; Zingiberales; Zingiberaceae.